GACAACACUUGAGAGAUUAUUUUGUUUCGAAUAAAUUGCCGGCAAAGAAUAGUUUCCAAUAAUAUUAUCCUAAUCUUCAAGAUAUCACAACAACAACAACAAUAAGAAAAUGAAUAACACAACAUCAACUUCAAGUCAGAUAGGUUCUCCCAGCGAUAAACCACACUCUCCAAUCACUUCCGGUUCUCACCUCAACCUUCCACCAAACCAAAUUUCCACCCAAGUUUCGAAUAAGAAAGUUGUCACUAUUGCUUCACCAACCACCACAAAACCAACUGUAACACAAUCACAGGUGAAUCUAGUCAACCCAAGUGAAAGUGGUCGUUCGGGAAGUUCAUUCAGUCAAAGUAAAAUAACUUUACGAACAUGUUGUGGAGUGGUUGAGUUGACUUCAAUGAAAUUAGCUUGUUUACUUGGAAUGAUGGUGACAGUUGUUGGUUUGGUUGUUUUGGCAGCUGUUGCAAUUGCUGCUUUCAUAACUGCUAGUUCGAAAUCAACUGAUAUUUUAAUUGCUGUGGGAAAGGUCACUUCAUUAUUCGAAAGUUCAAAUUCACUAGUUUUGAAAUAUACCUUUGUUGGAGCAGCUGCUGAUCUUUCAAUGUACAAUAGUUAUCAAUUUAAUUAUAAGAAUUCAACACAGGAAAUGAAAACUCUCUUACAAACAAUUUUGAGAAAUUUGGACGAUGCGUCAAUUCAAAAAACUUUCAAUUCAACUUCGAUUGAAGCUUCAAAUACUUUGGAUUCACUCAAUUCACAAACUAUGAUUAUGGUUUUCCAGGAUCAAAAGGCAGAUGCUCAGGCAAAGAUUAGUUCAGAUUCGUAUAACACAAUUUUAAAAACUUUUGAGGGAGGUCUCGAUCAAUUGGUUUCAUUUGUGCAAACUAAGGAAAAGGAAAAGGACACUCAAGUAUUGGCAAUUACAUUGGUUCAGUUAGUUGUCAUUGUAGUUUCACUAUUCGUCAUUCUACCAAUCAUUGUCUUUGUUUUCACAUAUGCCAUCAAUCGUGAUUCACUUUAUUUGGAUAAGAUUCGUCGUGCCAAUGCAAUCAUGUUGAUGGACACAAUGGAAGAUGAUGGUUUGAGAGCUCUUUUCAAAAUUCAUUGUGAAAAGGAAAAAUCAGUUGAAAAUUAUCUUUUACUUGAAAAGAUUCAAUAUUUUAGAUCCUUGUGUGAACGUUCUUUGGAUUUACAAAUGAGAUUAUUCGGUGAUAACAAUGUAUUGAGUGAUAUUUCAAGUGAUAUUUCAGGAGAUUCAGCUCAAUCAUCAAAGAAGAAGAAGGAAUCACCACUUGAAAAGGAAUACGCAGAAGUUGAAGCUAAAAAGUAUGAAGUUGCAUUUGAAAUCUUUACUGAAUUCUUGGAAGUUACAGGUGAUAUGGCUGUCAAUAUUUCUCACGUUUUGGUUGAUGCUGUCAAGGAUAAGCUUGACAAGUUCAAUGAUAAGCAAAUUGAAACUCUUCCAGAAGAUAUGUUCAAUAUUUUGGAAAAGGAAACUUGUCUCGUAAUGAUGGAUACUCAUCACAGAUUCAAACAAUCGCUUGCUUUCCAACGUGAAAUGAAAAUUGAUAAGAUUAAGGUUGACAAGCUCAAGAAGAAGAAGGUUGACUUUUAAUUGUAAAAUAUAAUGUACAUAUUUGAGAAGGGAAAUUCUGAGAACAUUAGCAAGUUUGCAAUAAAAGCAAUAUUACAUUC
This is a messenger RNA of Naegleria gruberi, 1692 nucleotides long. RefSeq names its product RGS domain-containing protein. The record is from RefSeq and is a predicted model, not a curated record. The transcript has 2 exons. NCBI's taxonomy places the organism in Eukaryota, Heterolobosea, Eutetramitea, Acrasida, Naegleriidae. The coding region runs from base 110 to 1612 and encodes 500 amino acids.